Molecule: messenger RNA, 3176 nt
Organism: Schistosoma intercalatum
Lineage: Eukaryota; Metazoa; Platyhelminthes; Trematoda; Strigeidida; Schistosomatidae
Source: the annotation of a GenBank genome assembly
AUUUACGAUAUAAUUAGUAAUCUGGCGUUACAUGAAAAUGUCCAAAAUACCAUUCAAGAAUGAUGGAAGUUUUAUGGAAUUAUUCAAGCAAAUGCAAGCUGAACAAGAAAGAGUAUCUAUUGAGAAGCCUGUUAUUCCGAAUGUAGUAAAGGUAGAAAAUACGGAUGAAUUUGACAGCAAGCAGUGCAAAACGGAGAGUGAAACAGUUAUUCCCGAUGAUUCAAAGGUUUUGGUGGCAAUCGAAUCGUUGGUCCUACGCGUUUCUGGUAUGUCGCACAGUCUUUGCGAAGCAGAAAUCAGGAAGUUUGAGGAUAGCAUACAGUAUUGGUUCCUGACGCUUCCAGAGACUAAUGAGUACAAGUUCUUUAGAAAAAGAUUGGCUGAUGUUCGUAAGCAAAAGACACUCAGUAGUUCAGUCAAACCUGAAGCUGUAGAUAAUUGCAAAUCAGAAAUUGAUGAAUUUAUCCCCACCAAAAGACGUCGCUCCAGAUGGGACGAAGAAACCAAUGAACCUAAAAUAAAUGGAUCAGUAAAAGAUUUCCCGGAUGGCUCUUUGGCUUCUGCGAUUGCACUAGCAAAAGCUGCUGCAGCUGCUGCAAAAACUCAAGGAACUACUUCUAAUCCAAAUCAGUUCACAGGCGGUGUUGUACUUACACCUGAGCAAGCUGAACAAAUACGUUAUCAAAAGGAACUUCAAGCUAUGCAAGAGUUUAUUUUAGCACAAAAACGAUCAAAGUCUAAAGAGGAAGAACUUAUGAAUCGAAUUGAGGGUGUAAAUUAUGGAAAUAAAACAAGAAUUACGAAGGAUGGUUUAGUUAUCAAAUAUGAGUAUGAUUCCGACGAGGACUGUGAAAAUGGAACAUGGGAGCAUAAAUUAAGACAAGCGGAAAUGGAGGCAACCCGAGAAUGGGCUCAGAAAUUAACUGAAAUGGGUCAUGGAAAACAUCAUAUUGGGGACUUUCUACCACCGGACGAAUUAGAGCGUUUCAUGGAAACUUUCCGUUUAUUGCACAUGUCACCACGGGGAAUCAACCGUCAUAAAGGCACGAACAGCUCGACUGUUGAUGACGUAUUUGUACAACAGGAGAAAUUCAACAAUCGUUGGAACCGUUUCUCUUUUGAUAAAAUCGAAUACUUUGGGUGUUCACCUUCAUGGCCAUCGGAACAGCUGUUAAAGAAUCCUAUUUUUCUUUUCUGUUUUUACACAUCCUGUAUAUGUCGAUGCCUAAUAGACUUUAAUAGUUAAUAUAACGACAUAAUACGAACAUUUUCUGUUUACCAUGCUAUAAUAAUGGUAUAAAACUGAUGACCCAGAUUGUACCACGACUAAACCUCGAUAUUCGAUCGAUACGCUAUGUACAAAUGAGAUCAUAAUCGGGUAUACACUUAACGACAUAAAAUAGAGCACCAUUGUGCAGGCUAGACAACGCUUUAUUCAACACAAUUACAAGCAGUUUAUAAUCCAGAGUAGAAAUCAUUAAUAGGAAGAAAAGCAAGGAAAUAACAGUAGCUCCUUUCAAUGAAUUUACAUAAGACGCAAAUCUUGAAUCGUCAGCUUCCGUUUUGAGGGCUGGUAAAUUCAGUGGUUUUUUUGAUAGGUUUAACUGAAAAAAUUCUGCCUCAUAUUGCAAAAAUUCCUGUGGGUUCAUUCGCUUUUCAAAAUAAUGAAAAGCUAAGUCAACAACACUAAAUGCUAAUAUUCCUGGAACGAAACGUGAUCUAGGUUAGUCCAAUUCUGUUUCAAUUACUCUUCAAAUCUAUUAAUUAUUAUUGUACACAACAGAGUUCGAUUCACGAAUAUGUUUCUGUCAUACUCUGUGGUUGUAUGAGUUUGUUAGUGAUGUAUGCGCAUCCUACAUCCGAGUGAGUAAACCAAAGGUAAAUCGAGAAAGUUUAUUGGCUAACCUAAAUCAAAACAUAUGCGCAACUCAUUCAUAAAUAUAUAUCUAUCUCCCUCAGGAAAUAAAAGCAGAUUUUCAGUCAACAACUUAUGUCUUUUCCUCCGAAAGUUAAGACUGUGCUCGUUCACAUCUCUCACAGCUUGUCCUGUAGACAGAACAAGCUGUGAGCCAUAUGUGGAGAAAUUCGAACACUUCACUUCGUACAGAUGAUGUCGUUCAGAUUAACGAUGAAAGCUCCACGACCAAACCAUCCAGUUCAGAGAAAAAAAACCCAUCAGAAUCAUCCACUUGAGCUACAAAUCUCUCCACCAUCUCUCACUUAUGUUUGAUUGGCUCAGCAUAUCAUUCUCCAGCAUGAAAGCCAUGUAUGAAAUCCUGUUACGAUCCAAGCACGAGUCUCUCACUUCACGGCGAGAGAAUAUUGCUCUCUCAGACUGCUUGACCGCUAACAUUAACACAUUCAAUAUUGAUAAGCUUCAAAACUAAAAAUCUCUGGGGAUAAGUAUGUUUUUGAAUCUGCACGUACAGUGUUUAAUGAAUUUCGAGUGUCGUAUUGAAUAAAUAAAUGUUGACUGGAUAGUUCUCAAUGCACUAUGUUCCUGUUAGUCUUCUUUCCAGUUUUUUUCGCUUACCGUUGACAUUGCUUAUUUUUGUGUUGAAUAUGAGGUAGUUUUUAGAAUUUAUUUAAUUCGCAAUUAGGCAUUGAAAGAAGGUCGGGAACCGGAUUUUUCUGAAUACAAACAGUUCAAGUUAACUUGUGAAAAUGUCGGUUUUCAAAUGUUAGAAAAAAUGGGUUGGAAAGAAGGUGAAGGACUUGGCAUUGAUGGUCAAGGUAUUGUUAAUCCAGUCAAUAAGGGGAAUGUCCACGUUGAUGGUGUAGGACUAGGAAUUGAUCGUCCUUCCAAAUUAAUAAAAGAAGAUGAUGAGUACGAUGCAUACAGGAAACGUAUGAUGUUAGCUUAUCGGUUUCGACCAAAUCCUUUGAACAAUCCUCGACGAGACUACUAUUAAUAGUGGUAAAGCAAUGUUAAUCAUAUUUGUUUCACAACAAAAUAGUUGAGAUGAAACUUGAUCAGUCUGUGAUUUGGAACCAUUUCUUAUAUUAUAAUUAUGGUUAUUAUCAUUAUAUACAUAAAGGUUUCUAAUGAUUAUCUGUCAGUGUGCAGAUUUGUAUAAUUUUAUGGAACUGUGUAUUUAAACCGUUGAUUUUCUUUUACAUGUGUAUAUGUAAUGUCAACUGCCAUAUAAAAUAUAUAAAUACUUUUUUGUGUACAA